AUGGCGAUGUUAGCUGGAGCAGAACAUCAUUUUUUCAACAUACUGAGUCUCUUCGGUGGCAACGAUAGGGAAGGGGACCACGUUCACAAAGACAUCAACUCGACGCUGGAUCAUCUCGUUACAAAUGCAAUUAAAAUGAAGCUCGCAUUGAAAAGACGUCAUGCUGUUUACGAUCCGUGA
Messenger RNA from Ostertagia ostertagi, 180 nucleotides. Lineage: Eukaryota; Metazoa; Nematoda; Chromadorea; Rhabditida; Trichostrongylidae. The record is from the annotation of a GenBank genome assembly.